AUGGGCGACAUCGACCAGCUCGAGAAGCUCACCUCGGGGAGUAUCACAUUCGACGCGUCGUCCAGUGGCGAGUUUGCAUACUGGGACAACAACAGCCUCCUCGCGCCGAUCGUGAGGGACGUAGGCGUCGCGGGGCAGGGGUACACAAAGGUCACGGGUAAGAAGCGAGGCUUCUUCGCAGCUCUGCGGAAGGGCCAGGGCUCCCCUUUCGGCGCCGUGCGCUACGGGGGCCCGAUCAAAACGCACUUCGGCGACCUCGAUGUCGAGCAGGAGCACUUGGCCGAGCUCCCCCUGGCAGGGAGCCGGUCGCUGAGCCUGUGGCUCAGCAGCGCGGGCUCCUAUUCGACGGCGCACAUGGACAGCUUCCACAACGUCUUCAUCUCGGGGAAAAACGGGUGCUGCUCGCACCGGCGGCCGACGCACACCUCCUCGGCACGUACCCUGGGACGCACCCGCUGGCGCGGCAGGCGCGCUGGCAUUUCGGGCUGGAGGGGGGCCCGGGUGGCGCGGGCGCCUCUGGCCGCGUGCUGA
Molecule: messenger RNA, 531 nt
Organism: Prorocentrum cordatum
Lineage: Eukaryota; Dinophyceae; Prorocentrales; Prorocentraceae
Source: the annotation of a GenBank genome assembly